This is a messenger RNA of Aplysia californica (California sea hare), 1799 nucleotides long. RefSeq lists its product as uncharacterized. Gene Ontology annotation, molecular function: protein kinase activity; ATP binding. Lineage: Eukaryota; Metazoa; Mollusca; Gastropoda; Aplysiida; Aplysiidae. The record is from RefSeq and is a predicted model, not a curated record. Gene Ontology annotation, biological process: protein phosphorylation.
AAUGUAAUCAAGAAAUGGUUUAUAUGGACGAAGCUGUUGGGGAUGAUUCGUAUUCAGGUCAACAAGAAAGUGGGCAGUCAAAUAAAGGUUAUGAUGUAGCAGUUGGGGAUAAGUCACUUUCAGGUCAACAAGAAAGUGGGCAGUCAAAUAAAGGUUAUGAUGUAGCAGUUGGGGAUAAGUCACUUUCAGGUCAACAAGAAAGUGGGCAGUCAAAUAAAGGUUAUGAUGUAGCAGUUGGGGAUAAGUCACUUUCAGGUCAACAAGAAAGUGGGCAGUCAAAUAAAGGUUAUGAUGUAGCAGUUGGGGAUAAGUCACUUUCAGGUCAACAAGAAAGUGGGCAGUCAAAUAAAGGUUAUGAUGUAGCAGUUGGGGAUAAGUCACUUUCAGGUAGCUUUAGACCACCACCAUAUAUUCUCGAAAGCGAAAAGGAUAUAGGAUUUGGUGGUCAAGGAAAAGUUUUUAAGGUACGGGAAAGGAAGAUGAUCAACUCAGAAUUUGAUGAAACUGAAGUUGAGACACAAGGGUGUGAGUCACAUCUGUUACCAGCAUUGAAGCAAGAGAAAGGGGAAGGAAGGCGUGUGAAGGAAGUACCUCCUUUGGAUAAAGUGAUGAACAACAAUGUUGACCUAAAAAGUUCCAUGGGCUUUAAGCUCAAAACACGUGAGGAUAGGUCAUCAAUACAGCAAGAAACAGAUGAAGGAGGGCAGAGGGAGGACACAUUUAUCUCUGUGGGUGAACAGCGGAAGGAGAUACAGAACAACCAAGAUUCUUUCGCUUUAAAGCGAAUAGAAGUUUUGGAGUCCGGUGAGAAUUAUAAAGAAUUGCGUUACCAUCUGCAUUGGAAAAUAAAAGACAGCAACAGUCCUUUGUAUGGUAGCCUUCCAUCAUCAUCCGUGAAGAAGAAUUAUGAAGAGUCACUUAAGAAAGAAGCAUCCAAUUUGGUGGAUAAUGCUUUGAUUGAAGUCAAGAUGCUGGAAACCCUCAAGGGUCAUAGAAAUAUUGUCAACGUCUAUGACCACUACUUUCAAUCAGAUGACCAGAGUCACAGUGGUUCAUCGAAGCAUGGCCCUGUACUUUACUUAUGCAUAGUGAUGGAAUUGUGUGAUUCCACACUAAGGGAUUUCAGAACGAAUAAUGAGAUGACUUUAGAGGUGAUAAAAGAUUUUGCAUGUCAGCUGCUUUGUGGCAUCCAUUUCAUACACUUCAAGAAACUGAUCCAUAGAGAUAUCAAUGAGGACAACAUCAUGGUGAAGUUCAUAGACGGCAUCUGUCGGCUCAAAUAUAUAGACGUUGGCUCGUCCCGUGCUUUUUCAGAGUGUGAAACCUCGAAGGCAAUUGAAGUACAGUUCGACUUGCAUGGUAUCUUUGAACUUGUCCUCCAAUUGUACCGUCCAGACGAAGACCGUAGUUCUGCCUUGAAAGACUUAAAGGAGGAAAAGGGACAACCUGCAAAAAAGCUUGUUUCAGUGCUAGAUCAGCUGCAGCAAUAUCCUUCUGAAGCAACAACUUUAGAGUGUCUUGAAAUACUGAGAGACCAAACAGGAGCAGGAGCCCUUGAUGAUGAAGACGGUGCACAGAGUCAGAAAAGUGGUACAGGAUAUGACGAAAUUAUUUUGCACAAAGUCGCUGAUUUGGAAGUCUUGGAUACUGAGAUAGGAAGCCCACCUGAUAGCCCUGUGGAUGGAAAAAAAGUUUUCGAGUAAUUACGUGUGAUGAAUUUGGAAAAGUGUAAGUCUUGAAGAACCAGCAGUAGUCUAUUCCUGACAUAUGAUAGCAGGGGAACACGAAGAAGAAAAUAA